Messenger RNA from Aphanomyces astaci, 778 nucleotides. RefSeq lists its product as hypothetical. The transcript has 4 exons. Bases 56 to 562 code for a protein of 168 amino acids. The record is from RefSeq and is a predicted model, not a curated record. NCBI's taxonomy places the organism in Eukaryota, Oomycota, Saprolegniomycetes, Saprolegniales, Verrucalvaceae. Gene Ontology annotation, cellular component: endomembrane system.
GGAACGACCAAGAACCUGAAGCCGAGACUGCGUCCGCUAUUUCAAGUCGAUCAGCAUGAUGAGUACCGUCGCUCCUCGUGAAGUCCUGGAAGCAGCUGCCCUAUCUAAGGACCAAGAUGACGAUGCGGCUACCGUAGACAUUGAUCUCAAAGACGACGUUCCUCGACACAACAACAGCCACGCCAACUCGAGCGAUACCAACAACAACAACAGCAGCAGUGGAGGUGGAUUUGGAGGGUUCACACGCAGCACAUUCAGCUUCUCCAAGGUUCUCCAGCCCACCACGAGUGUGACUGCGUACUGGACCAAGCUCAAGGACGCCGUGCAGGACUCCCAGAUCCCCGUGCGCACAGCGGCGGCGGCGCUCUUGCUGCUUGUCGUUGGCAUCGUGCUGCUCAUCCUCGGGUUUGUGUCGGCCGUGGAAGGCAAUGGGGUGUCACACUUGUUCCUAGGUGUCAUAGCGUUCAUUCCCGGCAGCUAUGCCACGUUCCAGCUCUACGGCGCAUACCAGGGCUGGCGCGGCUACGCCUUUCACAACCUUCCGUCAUACGAAAAUGCUUAACAACGUCUAAUCCGUUUAUGAAUUGCCAUACCGGUAUCAUGAAGACGACUACAACAACGUUAGGAUUGGCCUUCGAAUGCGAUACCGUGGCUUCACAACGACUACGUAGUUAUUCCGUUUCUAAUUGGACGACACUGUGACAUCGACUAUUAUUGUCAAGUCGAUUCGAAAUUGGAGUGUUCGUCAAUCGAAUGAAAUCGGCAGACAGUCGAUAUA